Messenger RNA from Mollisia scopiformis, 192 nucleotides. RefSeq lists its product as uncharacterized. The transcript has a single exon. Gene Ontology annotation, molecular function: nucleic acid binding. The record is from RefSeq and is a predicted model, not a curated record. The annotation marks the transcript as partial. NCBI's taxonomy places the organism in Eukaryota, Fungi, Ascomycota, Leotiomycetes, Helotiales, Mollisiaceae.
UGGCUUCCGUUUUGCAAUGCUGUCUUCUUUGCUGAGAGGACUACGGUUCAUAAGCCCACCGGGUACACUCCAUUCUACAUGGUUUACGGAAGGGAAGCUGUUCUACCCAUCGAGACCGAGUUUAGCACUUGGCGAACGCUCGAUUGGAACAAGGUUAAUGAUAGGGCUGACUUGCUGGAGCUUAGAGCCCGA